AAAAAUAAUUAAUGUCUUUAGCUUCGGAUGCUUUUUCAAGAAGCAUGGUAUUGACCACAAUACCUUUAGAAGAAUUAAAGUUCGUUUAUUCAGUACCAUAGAUAGUGGAUCCUGAUUCGAUCACAUGUAUAGUUGAUGCAAGUAUGAUUAAAUUUAGAUUUCAAUUAGCUCAUGAAGAAGGAGGAAUAUAUGUAGGAGGAUAUGAGGGAGCAAAGGAUUUAGAGAUGCUUAAGAGAUUAAAAAUAAGAGCAGUGUUAACAGCAAGUUAGGAAACAGCAGUUUAAUAUAGUGAUUUGGUUGUUUAAUUUCAUCAUGUCGUAUAAGCACACGAUAAAGAUGAUUAUAAUAUAUUGUAAUUUGCAGAUUAAACAUUUGACUUUAUAGAGAGACAUCGAAAACAUACAAAUAUAUUGGUUCAUUGUUUUUUAGGAAUCAGUAGAUCUCCAACAAUAGUCGUAGCUUAUUUGAUGAGAAAAUAUAAUUUAAAUAUGGAAAAAGCAUUGUGGAAAUUGAAAUCUAAAAGAAGAUAGGUGAAUCCAAAUACAGGGUUUUUGAAAUAACUACUGAAUUAUGAGAAAUUGCUAUAAUAACAAUAAUAAUAACAAUAACAACAAUAGCAAUAAUUUUAACAAUAAUAAGGAAAACCAAAAAGCAUUUUUAAGAUGGUGAGAUAAUAAGCAAUACCACAGACUUAGAUGUUGCCUCAAAGUCGAAUUUUACCAAUGGAUAGCAGAGUAAUAAUUUAGAAGUAGCCUUCCUCAUAUAUAGGGUCGACUUAUUAUAAAUGAAAUAUAUAUAUAUAUAUUUAUAUCAAUA
Paramecium sonneborni is the source of this 816-nucleotide messenger RNA. NCBI's taxonomy places the organism in Eukaryota, Ciliophora, Oligohymenophorea, Peniculida, Parameciidae. The record is from the annotation of a GenBank genome assembly.